Linum trigynum is the source of this 2158-nucleotide messenger RNA. The record is from the annotation of a GenBank genome assembly. NCBI's taxonomy places the organism in Eukaryota, Viridiplantae, Streptophyta, Magnoliopsida, Malpighiales, Linaceae.
CGACAUGGAAGUUUGACCAGACUAAAUGUAGGAUGAGAUUAGCUGAGUUGAUAAUAUUGGAUGAGCUUCUCUUUAGAUAUCUCGAGCAUGAAGGGUUUAGAUGAUUCAUGGCAUUGACGCAACCCUUGUUUGUGGUUCAUGGUAGGCUUAUUAUUGGAGAAUAUUGUUAUUGUAUCUUUCUUGAAAUGAAAGAUAUCCUGAGAGAUUAUUUGUUACAAAAUAGAGAAAAAGAAUAUUGAUGACCACAAAUACAUAGACUUCUGUACAUAAUGCAAACUAUAUGUGUGACUGCUCACUUUGUUGGUAAAGAUUGAAAGUUUGUGAAGAAUGUCAUAUACUUUGUUGAGGUGACUAGUUAUACUGGAGUUGAUACAACAAAUCAAAUCGGUUAAUCAAGAUCAAAAUUUGUUUAGGUGACUAGUCAUAUUGGGCUAAUUAUAAGGUGAUCACUGAUCACCCACCACUAAAAUGAGUUAAAAUUUUAAAAUGAUUCACCCGACCCACGUCACCCCUACCCAGAUCCUUCCGCACAAAAACAUAAGAAACGGCAUCGCUUAGAAGCAGCUGUAGCCUCGCCUGUAAGCCUGUAACGUUUAUCCGGAGGCGAAACAGUAGGAACCUUGUCAAUUUUUCAGAUACCGGAGCUCAGGGGAAAGAAAUGGCUACUCCAGCUCAUACCUCGCUCCUCCUCUCCAAUCCUUCGCCGCAACCGCAAUCGCAACUCUUGUUCACUGUUCGGAGAUCAGUUUCCGCUCACACUAGAGCAACCAGAUUUAAAUGCUCAGCGAGCCAGACUGGGUUCUUCAGUCGGCUCGGUCGGUUGAUAAAAGAGAAGGCGAAAAGUGACGUCGAGAAGGUCUUCUCCGGAUUCUCGAAAACCAGAGACAAUCUCGCUGUCAUCGACGAACUCCUCCUGUACUGGAACCUCGCCGAGACUGACCGAGUCCUCGACGAGCUGGAAGAGAUUCUACUGGUCGCUGAUUUUGGGCCGAAAAUCACAAUCAAGAUCGUAGAGAGCUUACGGGAGGAUAUUCUGGCGAGGAAGCUCAAAUCAGGAAGUGAAAUCAAGGAUGCUUUGAAGAGUCGUGUGCUGGAUUUGUUAGUCACGAAGGGGAACAAGACGGAGCUUCAACUUGGAUUCAGGAAACCGGCUGUGAUCAUGAUAAUUGGCGUUAAUGGUGGUGGAAAGACAACAUCCCUUGGCAAGCUGGCAUAUAGAUUGAAGAAUGAAGGAGUGAAGAUAUUGAUGGCAGCCGGAGAUACAUUUAGGGCAGCUGCCAGUGAUCAGUUGGAGAUCUGGGCUGAAAGGACUGGAUGUGAAAUUGUUGUGGCUGAAGAAGAAAAGGCAAAAGCAUCAUCUGUUCUUUCACGGGCUGUCAAAAGAGGGAAAGAAGAGGGCUUUGAUAUUGUUCUGUGCGACACCUCUGGACGUCUCCACACGAAUUACAGCCUAAUGGAAGAGUUGAUAGCAUGUAAGAAAGCUGUGGGCAAAGUCGUUCCUGGUGCACCCAAUGAGAUCUUGCUGGUGCUGGAUGGGACCACGGGUCUCAAUAUGCUUCCCCAAGCAAGAGAGUUCAACGAGGUGGUGGGGGUAACGGGUUUCAUUUUGACGAAGCUUGAUGGCACUGCAAGAGGUGGCUGUGUGGUUAGCGUCGUGGACGAGCUUGGCAUCCCUGUGAAGUUUGUUGGUGUCGGUGAAGGCGUAGAAGACCUCCAACCUUUCGACGCAGAGGCUUUCGUGAAUGCCAUAUUUACCUAGGGCCUGAACCAGAGUUAGUAAGCCGGCACUUCACAGUUGCGUUGUUUUACUGCUCGAAAUUGUGCAAGCUUAGUGUGUUAAAUCGACCAAUUUCAUUGUCGAUUUCAGGUUACCUAACCACCAAAAACUAUGAUUGAUUGUCCCAAGUUUAGGCAAAACAUGAUUCAGUACUGAUCUUGGCUUGCAGGGGGGGAUGCGGCGAAUACAAGAAGUCGGGAACACGAAGAUCAGCACUGGGAAAAGCCAAGCCAACUUCCGCCGGGACUACAAAAGGCCGUCAAAAGCUAGGACAAACCAGCUUCAGGAGGAGCCAUUUCACAACAACAGUGUUGAGCAAAAGAGAGGAUUGAUGGUGGUAGUGGGACAUUGGAGAUGUAGAAAUGAACGAUAAAAAAGCUU